AUGGCAUCCACGUACGAUGGAACCGGUAUUCAGUACUUUGAAUUGAAAGAUUUCGUCUUUCACAAUGGUACCUCCCUCCCAUCAGUACGCCUGGCAUAUCGAGAGUUCAAUCCCACGGGCCAGAAAACAGCUCUGAUCCCAACGUGCUUCCACGGCAGAAUAAACAGUACGUUGAACUUUACCAACGGAACACUUCGCGAUUACCGAGUGAUCGUAGUCGCACUGUUUGGCAACGGCGAAUCUGCCAGCCCGUCCAACACGCCCAAUUUUCCAUCUCGCCUCGACUAUCGGGACUGCGUCAAGGCCCAGUAUCAGUUGACUACGGAGCAUCUGCAGAUUACUUCGCUGGAUGCUGUGAUUGGCUUUUCAAUGGGAGGGCAAACUACUUACCAUUGGCUUGCCUUGUACCCUCAAAUGGUCCACAACGCAGUGAUUAUCUGCUCGGCAGCCAAAACCAGCCUGCACAACUACCAGUUCCUGGAAGGUCCCAAAAAUGCUCUUCUGCACUCCGUUGAUUACAACGACAGCUCUUUUCAGUCUCAGGGCAAACUACCAAUUCGAGGAUUGCGCGCAUUUGGACAGGCAUACUCUGCCUGGCUGACCAGUGCUGAAUGGUUUGAGGAACGCCUGUUUGAAAAGCAGGGCUAUAAGACGCUAGGCGAAUGGGCUGCUGUGGUUGGCGGGAAAAGCUAUGAAGAUUGGCACCCGGAUGACCUGCUCGUUAUGCUUGGAAUGUGGCAGCGGUCGGAUCUUGGUGCCGUGGUGGGAUCGGAUCAGCCUCUACCCCUCGAAGAUGCCCUCCGCACUUUUACAGGCAGGGUCCUCCUGAUGCCUUGCCAAACGGAUCAAUACUUCAGAUGGGAGGCAAAUUCAAAGGAAGUUACGCACCUUCAGAAAGGGGAACUAGCGGUGAUACCCUCAAUCUGGGGUCAUCUGGCGGGUGGCGGUGCCAGCCAGACCGACGUCGAGUGGAUGGAUGGCAGAAUUGCCAAAUUUCUCAAUCAAAGCACCUGA
Molecule: messenger RNA, 1014 nt
Organism: Penicillium cinerascens
Lineage: Eukaryota; Fungi; Ascomycota; Eurotiomycetes; Eurotiales; Aspergillaceae
Exons: 1
Coding region: 1-1014 (337 amino acids)
Biological process (GO): biosynthetic process
Molecular function (GO): acyltransferase activity, transferring groups other than amino-acyl groups
Source: RefSeq, a predicted model, not a curated record